AUGUCGUCCCGGCUCACAACUCCCGUCUCGAAGUUCACGCGGUCCAUCAGCUCGACGGCCUCCACCUCUCGCCCGAGCAAUGUCCUAAACAACAGCAAGAACAAGCCGGCCGCCUCAGCCUCUGCCACAACCACCGCCGCCGGGACUAGGAAACGGCAGGCCCGGAAAGCCGCCGCUGAGGAGCCGGCCGCCGAGAUCGGAACACGCCACCACUCGACGCGCGCCGCGUCGCCGCACCGGCCCACGCCGCCCUCGGCAGCGCGCAAGAUGCCACUAAUGCAAGGCUUCCGCACGUCCGCGCCGCGCCCCGCCGCGCACGCAGACCGCACAAUGGACCUACUCUACCUUCCAAACCUACAAGCGCUCGCAAACGAAGAGACCAGCCGGCUGGCCGAGUUCGUGCACGUGCCGCUGCUGCCGGACAACACGUCGCCGCCGCCGGGGACGCGGCUGCCCGAGGCGCUGGACGCGCCGCUGGCAGCGCCGCAGAUCCUCGUCGUGGCGGCGAACCCGGACACGGUGCUCCCGGCCGCGCUGACGGAGGUCGAGGGCAUGGGCGUCGAUGGUGUCGAGCUGCGGUUUGCACAUCAUGGAGAGACAUCGGAUGCGGCGAGUGUUGACGUGCAGGGCGGCAUGCUACGCGAUCUGUGGAAGGGGCUGAUGGAUGAUGUUUUUGGCGGCCCUGGCGCGAGUGGU
This is a messenger RNA of Lasiosphaeria miniovina, 696 nucleotides long. RefSeq lists its product as uncharacterized. The transcript is spliced from 2 exons. The annotation marks the transcript as partial. The record is from RefSeq and is a predicted model, not a curated record. Lineage: Eukaryota; Fungi; Ascomycota; Sordariomycetes; Sordariales; Lasiosphaeriaceae.